AUGGCGAAAGACGGGAUAAACUUGGACGGCACGCCGGCGCAAUUGCGCGGCCUUUUGAACCGGCGCAUUCCUCGCAGACCUCUUGCUCGGGAGGCUAUUGAGAAUGUCGAGUACAGCUACGAGUCACAUCGGUCUCCGUUUCCCGAGGUCAGAUCUGUUGUUCCUGAGACAGAUGAUCCCAGCAUGCCGGUUAACACCGUGCGCAUGUGGGUUCUGGGAGUGAUGUUCACGAUUCUUGGCUCCGGCAUCAACCAGUUCUUCUCACUCCGAUAUCCAUCGGUGCAUAUUGUUGCCCUGGUCGCGGAACUACUUGCUUACCCAAUGGGUGUCUUCCUGGCAAAGACACUGCCUCUGGUUUCCAUCUCGUUGGGACCCCUAGGCACAUUGACGCUCAACCCAGACCGGAAAUUCAACAUCAAGGAACAUGCACUGAUUGUGAUAAUGAGCAAUGUUUCCUUUGGGUAUGCAACUGCCGACUCGACAAACAUCAUUCAAGCCGCAAGCGCAAACUUCUACAACUUCAAGCUGAAGACUGGUUUCUACGUCUUGAUAGUCCUCUGUGCACAGCUCCUCGGCUUCGGAGUCGCUGGCCUCGCGGCUCCGUGGCUGGUUGAGCCAGCUCGUAUCAUUUGGCCCGGCGUCCUGUCCAAUUGCGCUAUGCUGGAAACUUUACAUUCGCGCAGCAACACAGUGGCGCAUGGAUGGCGCAUCUCUCGUCUACGCUUCUUCCUCUUUGUAACGGGGGACUCAGCCCGAUCACAUUCGACUGGAGCCAAAUUGCGUACAACACGAACCCCCCUCCUAUCUCCGUCAUGGGCUGCAAUCAACGUGUUUGCUGGAUUUGCCUUCUUUUUCUGGAUCAUCGUUCCGAUCCUUUACUACACCAAUGUUUGGUUCACAGCGUACCUGCCCCUUAUGACCAGCGACGUCUAUGAUCGCACCGGUGCCUUAUAUGAUACUGCCCGAGUCAUCGCCGCAGACCAUAGUCUCGACGAAACCGCGUACCGCAACUACUCACCACCAUACCUCGGCGCAACAUUCGCCUUUGUGUAUGGCCCGUCAUUUGCCGCCAUCACAUCUGUCCUCUCACACAUUGGUCUCUGGCAUGCUCGCGACGUCUGGGCAGCCUUCAAAGGCCGCAACAAGCUAGACAUUCACGCCAGACUUAUUCGCGCAUCCUACAAACAAACACCAUGGUACUGGUACGGCGCAAUUAUCCUCAUCAUCACAGGCAUGUCAAUCGCGAUGGUCGAAGUCUACGACACUAGACUCCCCGUCUACGGCGUCUUCCUGGGCCUGAUAAUUCCCGCUUUGUAUAUGAUACCGUGCGGGAUCGUCCAGGGCAUCACGAACGUCGACGCAAACCAACUAAACGUUCUAUCCGAGUUCAUAGGCGGAUAUCUAUUCGAAGGGCGCCCGCUCGCAAACAUGAUUUUCAAGAUCCUUUCCACAGACGUCGUGGGACAGGGCGUCUAUUUCGCCAUGGACAUGAAAUUGGCGCAUUACCUCAAGGUUCCGCCUCGCACGACGUUCGUGGCACAGGGCGUCGCGACGAUUCUUGGCGCGCUUACUCAGUGCGGUGUCACGCUCUGGAUGCUGGGCCAUAUCGAUGGGAUCUGCGAGUCCGACCAGUCGGAUAAUUUCACCUGUCCCGAUGGACGGACGGUGUAUUCGUCCUCGGUGAUUUGGGGCCUUGUAGGUCCGCGUCGGCUCUACUCCGCCGGCAAGAUUUACUCGGGACUUCUUCAUUUCUUCUGGAUCGGUGCUCUGGCUCCUGUUGUUACUUGGCUUAUGUACCGCUAUACCAAGCAGCGGUUCUGGAAGAUGAUCAAUUGGCCUCUGAUCUUUGUGGGGACUUACAAUGUUCCGCCUGGUAUGUGUUUACUUACCCGACACUUUUGGAUUCUCCGUUCCCAAGAAGCACAAAUUGUCACUGUCACUAACCCUUCUCUUCUGCUAGCUACUGGCAUCAACUACUCCAGCUGGGCACUUGUCAAUUUCAUCUUCAAUCAUUUCCUGCGCCGGAAAUUCUUUGCCUGGUGGACGAAGUAUAACUAUAUCUUGGCUGCUGCCUUAGACACCGGUCUCGCUCUUAGUGGUAUCGUUAUAUUUUUCUGCAUUUCUUAUCCUGGCGCCGUCUUCCCGGAUUGGUGGGGGAAUACGGUCUACCUGAAUACUGCGGAUGGACAAGGUGUGCCUUAUAAGCCUAUGCCAGAUGUCGGGUACUUCGGGCCUGCCAAUGGGACAUGGACUUGA
Molecule: messenger RNA, 2256 nt
Organism: Penicillium manginii
Lineage: Eukaryota; Fungi; Ascomycota; Eurotiomycetes; Eurotiales; Aspergillaceae
Gene: optD
Exons: 4
Coding region: 1-2256 (751 amino acids)
Biological process (GO): transmembrane transport
Molecular function (GO): oligopeptide transmembrane transporter activity
Source: RefSeq, a predicted model, not a curated record